AUGGAACCCCAGAAGCAAUGGUGCGUGGCGGACGAGCAGACGGCGGACGAGGUCCUGCAAGCGGCGCUCGACUGGGCCUGCGGGAAGGGCGGCGCCAACUGCACCAUGAUACAGAACAGGCGGCCGUGCUUCCUCCCCAAUACGGUGAGAGACCACGCCUCCUACGCCUUCAACAGCUACUGGCAGAAUUUCAAAAACAAGGGGGGCUCCUGCUACUUCAACGCCGCCGCCAUGGUCACCGAGUCCGACCCAAGUAAGGAACUUUAGCUCAACAGCUUGUCCAUGGGGCCUCCUGCUCAUGGUCUCCUCCACCGUGUCCGCAGGCCAUGGCUCGUGCCGGUUCGAGUUCCUUCCCUGA
This is a messenger RNA of Spirodela intermedia, 358 nucleotides long. The record is from the annotation of a GenBank genome assembly. Lineage: Eukaryota; Viridiplantae; Streptophyta; Magnoliopsida; Alismatales; Araceae.